Messenger RNA from Cercocebus atys (sooty mangabey), 5353 nucleotides. RefSeq names its product adducin 3 (gamma) (gene ADD3). The record is from RefSeq and is a predicted model, not a curated record. Gene Ontology annotation, biological process: barbed-end actin filament capping. NCBI's taxonomy places the organism in Eukaryota, Metazoa, Chordata, Mammalia, Primates, Cercopithecidae. Gene Ontology annotation, molecular function: actin filament binding. The coding region runs from base 1287 to 3407 and encodes 706 amino acids. Gene Ontology annotation, cellular component: cytoskeleton; postsynaptic density; plasma membrane. The transcript is spliced from 15 exons.
UUUAGUAGAGAUGGGGUUUCACCAUUUUGGCCAGAAUGGGAAGGUAGAAUUUUUAAGGUGAAUUCUAUCUGAUUGCUUAAAAUUUUAGCUUUCAACUGGAGGUUGCACUAAGAGGAAUUUUUUUCUUUCUCCACAACUGUCUGCUUCUUAAAUUUCAAAUAAAGUUUUUCAAAAUAGAAGUGUGACAAACCUUACUCAACAUUUAAUAAUUGGAAGCUAUUAUUUAUUAGAGUAAAGUACACGUUAUCAGUGAAUUAGAAAUUCAUUACUUUAAAAAUACUUGUUGUUUUGCAAAACUAGAUCAGUGAUUUUCGUAUUAGAAUGUUUGUUUUUUUUUUAAGUGGGCAUCACAUUUAUUUCAGUUAAAAACGCUGAAAGUAAUACAUCCUUUACUUCAUCUGUCAUGGUGAAUGUUGAUAAUGAUAAAAUCGUAGUUCUCUAAGCACUUUGCCAUCACUAAAUACCUUAGUAAAACAUGUGAUAGACCGAGGGUCUGGUCACUAGCCACAAAAAGGCUGUCAUAGCAGAAUAUAAUAGGGAAGGAACAUUUUAUGCCUGAAUAAGAAUGGUGUAUUUGCUUGAGAUAGUAAUAACCUCUGAGAAGCUGAUUAAUUGGUAAUCACUUAAGUUAGAUGAUUUUAUAUUGUUUGAUGUCUUAUAAUCUAAAUGUCCCUGUGCUCUUUUAGAGUGUCUGCCUUGACCAAUCAGCAUUUCAGGAGGGAUUAUGACUAUCAGUUAAGUAUUUUGAAGAGAGAACCCCUGCUUUGUGUCACACCUGAAUGUAACAGAACAUACUUCUUGGGGCUGUUUAAUUUGGGCUCAAAGGGAAGAGUGCCAUCUACUGAAUGGCCAGCAUCAAGUUGAGCAGCUCCUGUUUUCCUUACAGAACUCUCAGCCAGUUCCUGGAGAAACCAGGCCCAGCUUCAUUUGGAGGAUUUGACAGGAUCUUAAUACCAAGUGGAAUUGUUGCCUGCUUAAUUUUAAUUAUGCUUCCCAGCAGGAGGCCUAAACACAUGAUGAUGAACUAAUUCAGUACUUGUUGGAAUGCAUGGGAAAAGAGAAACCUUAAGAAGUUGUUGGGUCUUAUAUUAAAAACAGCCGCGUAGUGGUGAAAUUAAGUGGUAAAGAAAAUUAUUUUAAUGAGAGAAGUCUUUCAAUAGCAGGUCUGGUUGGUUAUUGAUGGCUCCUGCAGACAAUAAUGAUGUUCAAAUCUGCUUGGACUUAGAAUCAGCAAACAAACCAUUUGCCUAACUGGAGAUAACAAGAGUAAUCCACAGACUUAAAACAUGAGCUCAGAUGCCAGCCAAGGCGUGAUUACCACUCCCCCUCCUCCCAGCAUUCCUCACAAAGAGAGAUAUUUUGACCGCAUCAAUGAAAAUGACCCAGAAUACAUUAGGGAGAGGAAUAUGUCUCCUGAUCUACGACAAGACUUCAACAUGAUGGAGCAGAGGAAACGAGUUACUCAGAUCCUGCAAAGUCCUGCCUUUCGGGAAGACUUGGAAUGCCUUAUUCAAGAACAGAUGAAGAAAGGCCACAACCCAACUGGAUUACUAGCAUUACAACAGAUUGCAGAUUACAUCAUGGCCAAUUCUUUCUCGGGUUUUUCUUCACCUCCCCUCAGUCUUGGCAUGGUCACACCUAUCAAUGACCUUCCUGGUGCAGAUACAUCCUCAUAUGUGAAGGGAGAAAAACUUACUCGCUGUAAACUUGCCAGCCUGUAUAGACUUGUAGACUUGUUUGGAUGGGCACACCUGGCAAAUACCUAUAUCUCAGUAAGAAUAAGUAAGGAGCAAGACCACAUUAUAAUAAUUCCCAGAGGCCUAUCUUUUUCUGAAGCUACAGCCUCCAAUUUGGUAAAAGUCAAUAUAAUAGGAGAAGUGGUUGACCAGGGAAGUACCAAUUUGAAAAUUGACCAUACAGGAUUCAGUCCCCAUGCUGCGAUCUAUUCAACACGUCCUGAUGUUAAGUGUGUGAUACACAUCCAUACCCUUGCAACAGCAGCUGUAUCCUCCAUGAAAUGUGGGAUCCUUCCCAUUUCUCAAGAGUCUCUUAUUCUGGGAGAUGUUGCCUAUUAUGACUACCAAGGGUCACUUGAAGAACAGGAGGAGAGAAUUCAGCUGCAGAAAGUUCUGGGGCCAAGUUGUAAGGUGCUGGUACUCAGGAAUCAUGGUGUGGUUGCACUUGGAGAAACAAUUGAGGAGGCUUUUCAUUAUAUUUUUAAUGUGCAGCUAGCCUGUGAGAUUCAGGUACGGGCCCUAGCAGGGGCAGGUGGAGUGGACAAUCUCCACAUACUGGACUUUCAGAAGUAUAAAGCUUUCACUUACACUAUAGCAGCGUCUGGUGGAGGAGGUGUGAAUAUGGUUUCCCAUCAAAAAUGGAAGGUUGGCGAAAUUGAGUUUGAAGGGCUUAUGAGGACUCUGGACAACUUGGGGUAUAGAACAGGCUAUGCUUACAGGCAUCCUCUCAUUCGAGAGAAGCCUAGGCACAAGAGUGAUGUGGAAAUCCCAGCAACUGUGACUGCCUUUUCCUUUGAAGACGAUACGGUGCCACUCUCUCCUCUCAAAUACAUGGCACAGAGGCAACAGCGUGAAAAAACAAGAUGGCUGAACUCACCAAAUACUUACAUGAAAGUGAAUGUGCCUGAGGAGUCUCGGAACGGAGAAACCAGUCCCCGAACCAAAAUCACGUGGAUGAAAGCGGAAGACUCAUCUAAAGUUAGUGGUGGAACACCUAUCAAAAUUGAAGAUCCAAAUCAGUUUGUUCCUUUAAACACAAACCCGAAUGAGGUACUAGAAAAGAGAAAUAAGAUUCGGGAACAAAAUCGAUAUGACUUGAAAACAGCAGGACCACAAUCUCAGUUGCUUGCUGGAAUUGUUGUGGAUAAGCCACCUCCUACUAUGCAGUUUGAAGAUGAUGAUCAUGGCCCACCGGCUCCUCCUAACCCAUUUAGUCAUCUUACAGAAGGAGAACUUGAAGAGUAUAAGAAGACAAUCGAACGUAAACAACAAGGCUUAGAAGAUGCUGAGCAGGAAUUACUCUCAGAUGAUGCUUCAUCUGUUUCACAAAUUCAGUCUCAAACUCAGUCACCGCAAAAUGUCCCUGAAAAAUUAGAAGAAAACCAUGAGCUGUUUUCCAAGAGCUUCAUCUCCAUGGAAGUGCCUGUUAUGGUAGUAAAUGGCAAGGAUGAUAUGCAUGAUGUUGAAGAUGAGCUUGCUAAGCGAGUAAGUAGGUUAACCACAAGUACAACCAUAGAAAACGUCGAGAUUACUAUUAAGUCUCCAGAGAAAAUCGAAGAAGUCCUGUCACCUGAAGGCUCCCCUUCAAAAUCGCCGACCAAGAAAAAGAAGAAAUUCCGCACUCCUUCUUUUCUGAAAAAGAACAAAAAAAAGGAGAAAGUUGAGGCUUAAAUAAAGUCUUUUUAUAAUUAUUAUUAUAACAAUGUGACAUUGCACAUUUAAAUACCACAUUUAAGUUGAUCAUUAAUAUGCAUUGGUAGAUCAGAUUGGGGGAUAUAGCAAACUGGACUUUAAGAACUGGAAAGAGGCUUUACAAAAUAAAAACUUUCAGAUUCAUCUCUCAUUUUAUAUGUCCAAAAAUGGCUUUGAAUUUUAAGCAAUUACUAUUUUAAUUAGCUCUGCCCUCAUGAAGUAUUAUUAUAAUUCACCGUAAACAGAUAUCUGUCUGAAUUACUUCAGGCCUUCUCCAUAAUAUCUGUUAGAAAGAAAUUGCCAGUGAGCAAGUGAGAAUUUUUAUUUCUCAAUACUUGCUUCACUUGGUUAAUCAGAUUAUAAUUUUUUAUCAUGAUUAUUGACUGUAUUUUUGGAGUCCCAUUGUUUCAAUGGGCAUUAACAGAAUGCUUUAAAAGCUUCUAAGACAAGAAUCUAUAGCAUUAGUAUACACUGGCACAUAAUUUUUUAAAAAGUUAUAAGAAAAGAUUCAUUUGGAAUUUUAUUCACAGUAUAAAAUUUCCUCACCUGAAGUAACUUUGUUUGCCAAAAAAGUUGUUUUAAUAAACUAUAAUUUUUGAAAACUUCCUUUUUUAUUAGUUUAGAAAGCCCCUUAUUUUUCAACAAAGGGGAUUUUGUACACAUAACAUGGGUUAUUUAGUUUACUCUGGAAAAAAAACCACAAUUUUUGUAUGUUGAUGUUUGUAUACCAUUCAGUAUAAAAGUGUCCUAAGCAUAUUAGCCAGUCUUUUCACAGUAGAGCAUACUUAAGGCUGCUUGGUACUGAGUAUACUUAAAUAUAACUCAAGAAUCCAGGGACCUGGUGUCAAAACAGGAUUAGAGCAUAUAAAGGUACAUCUAGAUUCAUAUUUGAAUCUUAUACUGUAUUUUUCUCUUAGUAUUGCUAAUGAGUAAAGAAAAGUCUCAUAAGGUAGCCAAAUGAAAAAGAAUGAAGGGGAAAGUGAAAAAUUAAGGGAACAAAAGAUGGGAUGUGAAAAGAAGAAUUCUAGUUUGAUAGUGACUCAUAUUCACGAUAGGAUACAAAGUGUGAUUUGUUGGAAACAUGUCCCAAAUUUCUAAAAUUCUGUUUCUCUGCCAAAAGCAAUGUCUUUCUUGGUUGAUAUUUGAGUUUUAAAAGGAUCAAAUCUUUCUAACCUUGUGUAUUUUUAGAGGGCAGCACUAGAAGAAGUCAGCAGGUCUAAUCCCACAAAUAAGAAAAGUACCACUUCUUGAUUUUUACAGAUUAAAAAAAAUCUUUUCAGUUAACUUUCUUUUUAAUGUAAAUACAAAUUUAAACCUAGGCUUAAUAUAGGCUUUUCCCCUUUCACCCAAUUGAUGUCAGUUCGAUGCAAAAUCAAUGAUCCAGAAUGAUCAGUGGGUAAAAAUAAUUCAAAGUGUUUCUUGAGGGUGAGUUGGCAUGCAAAAAAUUACAUUGAUUACAGUGUGUUUUGGAGCUGGCUCUGUUUGACUGCGUGCAUAUGAUAAUGCGGAGUUGAGCCAGAGCCUGGAAAUGUCAUUCUAGAUCUCAAUAACUACUGGAAUCAGUGUUUUAAUCUCUUGGUGGAAACUCUCAGUUGCUUAACUCUCUAUUGGAAGAUUUUUUUAAUGUUCUACAUCAUUUAUGUUGUAUUACGAUGUAUGUAGAGACAGUAACCUGUGAACUAUGCUUUUCCAUAACUUUUUGAAAAUAUAUAUAUCUAAAUGAAUGCAAUGUGCAUAAAUAUUUUUUAAACACAACAGUGAACUAUUGCACCUUUUGCUAAUGCCUCUAUUUACUUGCUUUGGCAUAAAGAAUGAGCCAGUGAACCUCUGUGUCCUGUGGAAAAAUGUAUAAAUGUUAUCUGAUAUUGCUCUUAGAUGUAAUGCUAAUUAAUGUUAAAUCACAAAUAAACAGUAUUUUAAAUAUA